Messenger RNA from Scylla paramamosain (green mud crab), 4982 nucleotides. Its product is annotated as prostaglandin reductase 1-like. Gene Ontology annotation, molecular function: 2-alkenal reductase [NAD(P)H] activity; 15-oxoprostaglandin 13-reductase [NAD(P)+] activity. The record is from RefSeq and is a predicted model, not a curated record. Gene Ontology annotation, cellular component: cytoplasm. Gene Ontology annotation, biological process: prostaglandin metabolic process. NCBI's taxonomy places the organism in Eukaryota, Metazoa, Arthropoda, Malacostraca, Decapoda, Portunidae. Bases 3020 to 4036 code for a protein of 338 amino acids. The transcript has 10 exons.
GUUUCUCUUCUGUGUUUGUUCCUGGUGUUCUACUUCACCCCCAGCCUCAUCAAGUGUCUAUUGCUCAAUUUGUAUAUCAAGAACUUACUGUCAAUGACAUCUUAAAGAGUUUAAGUAGAUUAAAGCUUUUACCUACAGUAGUUGCCCGGAUGGUCUUCCAAGCAUUGUAUUUAGGAAGUGUGCCUCUGCCUUGUGUUAUCCUUUAUAUCUCAUAUUUAAGAAAAAAAUACUACAUCUAUGAAGGUUCCCUCUGUUUGGAAGUCAACCAAAGUUAUGCCUUUAUUCAAGGGUGGAAUUUCUUCAAAUCCGUCUAACUACCUUCCCAUCAGUUUGAUCUUAAUCUCCUCCAAGACUCUUGAGAGAAUAAUUGCAUCUCAAGUCUAUGAAUUUCUUUGUAAUCAUGAUUUGCUUUUACCCUUCCAGUUUGGCUUCCGUAAAGGUUUGUUUGUCUCAGAUCAAUUACUUUUAGCUUAUGAGUAUGUAAGUAGAUAUGUAGACUGUGGUUGGGCUGUGGAUGUACUUUAUUUUAACUACAGAAAAGCAUUUGAUGUAGUGAAUCACAGAGUCCUGCUGACUAAAUUAUCCUCUAUUGGUAUAUCAGACCCCUUGCUUGGCUGGUUGAGUGACUUUCUGCGUAAUCGUACAAUGAAAGUAGUGGUGCAUAAUUCCUCCAGUCACAGAGCCAACGUCUCUAGUGGUGUGCCUCAGGGUUCUGUUAUCGGUCCUUCACUUUUUUUUAUUUAUUUUUUUUAUUUACAUCAAUCAUGUGACGGAACUUAUGAGUAAAUUUCUGUUGUUUGCAGGUGAUCUGAAAUCAUAUCUUGCAUUAUCUUCCGAUAAUUCUAGUGGUUUUGGUGCAAGUCUUCUCUUACAAAAUGACGUUAGUGUAUUGCAUCAAAGGAGUCAAUCUUGGGGCCUCUCUUUUUCUGUCAAUAAGUGUGUCCAGACCCACUUCUCUAGACACAGGGCUGAUCCUGUCUGUCACUAUAUCAUAAGUGACAGCCCUACUCCUAACAAAGACUCUUUUAGGGACUUUGGCAUCUUAGUCGACUCUCCCUUAAAAUUCCACCUUCAUAUCAGUGAAGUAUGUCGUAAGGCUAAUGGAGUUGCUAGUUCUAUUCAAAGAAGCACCAUUUGUAGGUCUCCUUAGUUUGUGCUUCAGCAGGUUUUUAUUGCUCAUAUUCGUCCUAUUAUUGACUGGUCGUGUGGUGUGGAAUACAGGCAAUGUGGGGGAUUUGCGUAUGUUGGAGAUGGACUAAGAAAAUAAAUGGUUAUAUUUCUAUGCAGUUAGGCUGCCCUUACUAAAUUUGUUCUCCAUCAAAGGCAGGUUACUUCGUGCUGAUAUGAUUAGUUUGGAAGAUCAUGAGUGGAUUGUGUCCUUGUCUAAGUAACAUGCUUGAGAGAGUGACUCAUGGUCGUAGAAGUCAUAGUAAAAAAAAAUAUAUACCUCGUCAUUCUACCGAUCUCGCUUCUUCUCAAUAAAAGCUACAAAUCUCUGGAAUUCUCUUCCUGAGGUAGUGGUAUCAGCACGAUCUGUCCAGGCCUUUAAACGUCUCUUAGAAUAUUGUCUUGGUCCUCGUCUCUAUGAAUAAUUCUGUUAGACCUUUUGCAUUGUUGUUCAGUGCUGCAUCUAUCAUUAGCCAACAAUUUCGUUGUUUAUCUUGAACUUCCUAAGAUAUUCUGGUUAGAAGCUGCAACAGAGACUGGUGAAGGAUGCAAGACCCUCAUCAAGAAACCAAGGUAAGAAUUCGAAUUCACCGCUGGGCGCUAAACCAGCUGGGUCGGGCGGUAUUUAUAAAGUCAUAAGAAGUACCCAUAAUUCUACUCAUAGCUAUGAAAAAAGCUAUAACCUUCUGUCAAAGGACUAUGGGUUUUUCAUAACCUCUGUCAUAGCUAUGAGUGACUUCGCUGGCUGCUAGAAAUAAUAAAUAAUAUGAAAUUAUACAUUAAUUAUUAGAGAAAGGGAUUAGAAAGAUAAAGAUAUAUAUUAUAUAUUUUUUCCAUGGCCGUUAUGUAAUAAUUACGCUGUAUCGCUUUUCAGUAAAGAAAAUUAGUCCCUAAAACAAGAUCUGCCGUCAGAAGGCAGCCACACUUAGGUACAAAUUUAGGCUUGAGAGAAUGGAUGAUGCAAGGAUAGCAAGGAAGGUGUACCUGUGGAAUGAAAGUGGAAGCAAAUGGAGGAAGAGAUGCAUGAGAAUGACAGACAGGAAUGGAUUGCAAGUUGUGUGGGCGAUAAGAAUGGCUGGUAGGAAUCAAAAUGAGCGUGAAUGGGUGGUAACAAGAGGAGGCAGAGUGGGAGCCGAAUGGGAUGUGAGAAAAUGGAAGAAUGAGAUAGACAAAGAAGUGAAAUGUGUGGGACUGAAUGAAUGGAAGAAUGAGAUGGAAAGAAAGAAGACCCUGGAAUGGUACAAGGAGAAAGAAGCCCCGAGGUAUGAAAGGUGGUAUGAUGGAAGCCUGGGCGGUGAUCUUCUCUUCCGAGCGAGGGCACAGUGUAUGGAUGUGAAUGCAAGGAGUUACAGGUGGUCUGAGUCCCGCAGCAAAGUGUGCCAGAUGUGUGACAUGGGAGAGGAUGAGACGGUGGAACAUGUGGUGCUGGAGUGUGUGAAGUAUGCCAGAGACAGGAAUGAGAUGAUGCAAGUGAUACUGACUGAGUUAGGGCAUGAUAGGAAUGAAAGAGUGGAGAAGACGGGAAAAGAGUGGAUGGUGUUGUUGCUGGGACUGUGUAGAGAGGCGAAUGAAAGGAUGAUUGAGGCGGUGAAAGAGUUUCUGGAGAGAAUGUGGCGUGCCAGGUGUAUGAACAAUUAGGAUAGAGGAUGCUGUUCGUUUCUCUUUUUUUUUUCCCCUUUCUACAGGAGUUGCCGAUCCAAAGGCCUGGCUCAGGAGUGAUCCUGUGCCACCUGUACCAUCAAGAUCAAGAUCUCGUUUGUGUUUGCUGCGGUGACACGGUGCAGCACUUUUCCCUGUACCGAGCACCGCCAAGCAGCACCAGAGAGGCACGAAUACGUAAGAGAGCAUCACCAUGGUUGUAGCUAAGGUAUGGCAGCUGGUGCGGCGGCCAGAGGGGGAACCAAGUGUGGAGGAUUUCCUCUGUGUGGAAGAAGAGCUGCCUGCUUGCAGUGAAGGAGAUGUCUUGGUGGAGGCUGUGGCCCUGAGCAUUGAUCCAUACAUGAGGUACAAGGCACGGCAGAUCCCUCUCAAUACACCCAUGUUUGGCUCUCAAGUUGCCAAAGUCAUUGAAAGCAAGAACCCUGAGUGGCCAGUGGGAACCCACUUGGUGCACUACGAGGGCUGGCGAACUCACACAGUGUUAAGAAGCCAGCAGCUGAAGAAUGAGGAACAUUUUGGUGUGAUGCAUCUGCCAGAUAUGGGUGAUCUCCCUAAAAGUCUGGGCAUUGGCAUCUUGGGCAUGCCAGGCAACACUGCAUACUUUGGAUUCCUGGACAUCUGCAAGCCCAAGGCAGGAGAUGUGGUGCUGGUGAAUGGGGCAGCUGGAGCUGUGGGUAGUGCCGUGGUGCAGAUUGCCAAGUUGAAAGGCUGCACAGUAAUUGCUUUUGCUGGCUCAGAUGAGAAAGUGGCUUGGGUCAAAGAGCUUGGUGCUGAUCAUGCCUUCAAUUACAAAACCACGGACGUUGGAGAGGCAUUGAGCAAGGUUGCACCAAAGGGUGUCAACCUUUAUUUUGAUAAUGUAGGUGGCAAGUUCACUGCCCAGGCCCUGCCACACAUGGCAGACUACGGUGUGGUGUCCCUGUGUGGCGCCAUCUCCACCUACAAUGAGGAUGUGGACAUUGGUGUGCCAAGUCUCACAAGUCCUUUCAAUGAGGGUACAGUGAUCUGGAGGCAACUGCAUAUUGAGGGAUUUCUUGUUUUCCGUUGGACAGCACGCUGGAUGGAAGGUUUGAACCAGCUCAAGGAGUGGAUAGAGCAGGGAAAACUGAAGUACAAGGAGACUGUAUUUCAAGGAUUUGAAAAGAUGCCGAGUGCCUUCAUUGGUCUGUUCCAUGGUGAGAACACUGGCAAGGCAGUUGUGGUACCUUAGUGAGAAUAUGCUGUCCAGAACUCCCAACACUGUCUGCCUCAUUGUCAUCUUGAUUUGCUCAACAGAUUCUUGCUUGAAGUGAACAGCACAUUGUAAAAUAGUAUAGUACACUGAUUACAGUGAAAGUUAAUGGCUGUCUUCAUAAUUUAUAAUGAGUUUGAAACUGUAAAUGUGAUGCUGUCCCAUGCAGAAUAUAUCUAAUUAUCAUGUUGCACUGUGCAGCCUGGUUGAAAGAACAUAGUUGCUAUAUUCUUUUUACAUUGUAUAUGACUAAAGGACCUGCCUCAUACUGCAUUGCCUGCUGCUGUGCUCUUCACCAGCUGUGUGAGGAGCAGCUUAGAGAGUACAACUGUAUACCUGCCCACAUCUAAUUUUGAGCUAAAUGUGUGCUUGUUAACAUCAUACAGUAUGUUAAUGUAUCACUGGUGUCUGUGUAAUCAUGAUGGUAUCAACAUGCUUCUGCUACAUUAAAUUAAUGAAAUGCAGAAAUUUAUUUAGGAGUAGGAGAGUGAUGUCAUGUGGCAAGACACAGAAACUGAGCCAAAACAGGACUUGCUGUGAGUACCAUGUGGUUCAGUCAGCUGAGGCUUCUCUUGGGCCUAAAAGAACCAGGGUCAGACCUUGGUCACAUUCGCCUUCCAUUAUUUAUAGUAGAUUAAUUUCUCAUUGUUUCAUAAUGGAGGACAUGGUUCUUCAUCCAGAGUCCUUCCAAUAUCAGUAUAAGAAAUGGCUGUGAGUUGAGGUGCUGAUCUGUUGUGCAAACAAUGAGUGACAAAUAAAAAGUAAAUAUUUAAGUACUCUUAUUUUAUAUCUAUCAUAUAAUACUCCAGCCCAAGAAUAAAUCUGAUUAUUAAGGAAGUAAAUCUAGAUUUAUGAUGAUGUAGGUUUUGCUAAAGGGAAAUGGCUUCAUGUUAUUUGCUUUUUAAUAAAUCAUUGAUUAAAGAAA